AUGGGCGCGGGGGCGCUCGUCCUGGGCGCCUCCGAGCCCUGCAACCUGUCGUCCGCCACGCCGCUCACCGACGGCGCGGCCACGGCGGCGCGGCUGCUGGUGCCGGCGUCGCCGCCCUCCUCGCUGCUGCCUCCGGCCAGCGACGGCCCCACGCCGCUGUUGCAGCAGUGGACGGCUGGCAUGGGCCUGCUGAUGGCACUCAUCGUGCUGCUCAUUGUGGCGGGCAACGUGCUGGUGAUCGUGGCUAUCGCCAAGACGCCGCGGCUGCAGACGCUCACCAACCUCUUCAUCAUGUCCCUGGCCAGCGCCGACCUUGUCAUGGGGCUGCUGGUGGUGCCGUUCGGGGCCACCAUCGUGGUGUGGGGCCGCUGGGAGUACGGCUCCUUCUUCUGCGAGCUCUGGACCUCGGUGGACGUGUUGUGCGUGACGGCAAGCAUUGAGACCCUGUGUGUCAUCGCCCUGGACCGCUACAUCGCCAUCACGUCGCCCUUCCGCUACCAGAGCCUGCUGACCCGCGCGCGGGCGCGGGCCCUCGUGUGCACCGUGUGGGCCAUCUCGGCCCUGGUGUCCUUCCUGCCCAUCCUCAUGCACUGGUGGCGGGCCGAGAGCGACGAGGCGCGCCGCUGCUACAACGACCCCAAGUGCUGCGAUUUCGUCACCAACCGGGCCUACGCCAUCGCUUCGUCCGUCGUCUCCUUCUACGUGCCCCUGUGCAUCAUGGCCUUCGUGUACCUGCGGGUGUUCCGCGAGGCCCAGAAGCAGGUGAAGAAGAUCGACAGCUGCGAGCGCCGCUUCCUCGGCGGCCCCGCGCGGCCGCCCUCGCCCUCGCCCGCGCCCGCGCCUGGCUCCCCGCGCCCCGCCGCCGCCCCGGUGGCCAACGGGCGCACCAGCAAGCGGCGGCCCUCGCGCCUCGUCGCCCUGCGCGAGCAGAAGGCGCUCAAGACCCUGGGCAUCAUCAUGGGCGUGUUCACGCUCUGCUGGCUGCCCUUCUUCCUGGCCAACGUGGUGAAGGCCUUCCACCGCGACCUGGUGCCCGACCGCCUCUUCGUCUUCUUCAACUGGCUGGGCUACGCCAACUCGGCCUUCAACCCCAUCAUCUACUGCCGCAGCCCCGACUUCCGCAAGGCCUUCCAGCGCCUGCUGUGCUGGGCGCGCCGGGCCGCCCGCAGGCGACACGCAGCCCACGGCGACCGGCCGCGCGCCUCGGGCUGCCUGGCCGGGGCCGGGCCGCCGCCGUCGCCCGGGGCUGCCUCGGACGACGAGGACGAAGACGACGUCGGGGCCACGCCGCCCGCGCGCCUGCUGGAGCCCUGGGCCGGCUGCAACGGCGGGGCGGUGGCGGACAGCGACUCGAGCCUGGACGAGCCGGGCCGCCCGGGCUUCGCCUCGGAAUCCAAGGUGUAG
Molecule: messenger RNA, 1404 nt
Organism: Propithecus coquereli (Coquerel's sifaka)
Lineage: Eukaryota; Metazoa; Chordata; Mammalia; Primates; Indriidae
Gene: ADRB1
Product: adrenoceptor beta 1
Exons: 1
Coding region: 1-1404 (467 amino acids)
Biological process (GO): adenylate cyclase-activating adrenergic receptor signaling pathway; positive regulation of heart rate by epinephrine-norepinephrine; norepinephrine-epinephrine-mediated vasodilation involved in regulation of systemic arterial blood pressure
Cellular component (GO): membrane
Molecular function (GO): beta1-adrenergic receptor activity
Source: RefSeq, a predicted model, not a curated record